UAGCUCGACGUUGGUGCGUGACUUUUCCGCGGAAUCCUUAUCGGAAAUGUUCUCGCUCGCGAGAGUCCGAAAUAGCAGAGCGGAAGGAAGAAACGCCGUUUCCGGUACCACUACGUUCCCCAUGCCGGACCGCGCCGAUCGCGGUGCCGCUGGGUGCCGCGCGGUCCCGUCGUAGUUCGGAUUCCCCGUGUCUGCGCCACUGUUCCCGACAGCUCCGAGAGUCCACGUAAACAGCGCGCCUACGCGAGCCGCGCGCGAUCGGCGUACGUCCUCGCGCGAGGACUCUGAUUCUGCUCGGCCGCUUAUCGCGCGCUUAUCGUCAUCGACCGACCGACCGAUCGACCGCAACUUCCGCGUCAGGAUGUUCAAGAAAUUUAAGGACAAGCUCGCGGAGGAGAUGAAGCAGUCGCCCGCGAGGCUGCAGGCGAGCGUGCAACAACUGGCACAGGCGGUGGUGUCGCCAGCCCUGUCCAACAGCUCCAUUCAGGAAGUGUCAGCAUCGAAUGACAAUUUCAGUCUGACGGAGGAUGGAGACGAAACGCCGAAGAACACUCCAGCGAAGCAUAGUUUUCAAAGCGUUGACCUGAUGUCGCCGUCGCUGAACCGCGUCGAGAUCUCGAGAAGAUCUUCAGUGAGCAGCGUCACCAGCGACGCGUCCUCGUUGUUUCCGAUAUACGAGAGUCCUCCGAAUCUAUAUCAUCUACAGUCGGACAUGGAUCAGUCGGCUAGCGAAGUGGACGAUAACAUCAGUCCACAUCUCGACAAAGUUACGAAGGAUCAGUUGUACUCUGCCUAUCGCAAGGUGCAAGCCAAGUAUGACAAGUAUCGUGGCAGAUACAUGGAUCUGGCCACGCACUAUCGCAUAUUGGACAGAGAGAAGAGCAAGCUGGAGGCUGUAUUGGUGGAGACGCAGGACAAGGUUCUAAGAAGAAUAACCGACCUAAAGGAGCAAUGUCAAUUAGAGCAGCAAGCGAAAGCGCAUUUGGAGGACGUGUUGAGGAACGAUAUAGAGGAGAAGGAUCACAUUAUAAGUACGUUAAAUACAAAGAUAAGAUUGCUGCAAGUGAGCGGACCAACGUUAGAAAAUUCAGUAUCGGAAGACACUCAACGGAAGGAGAGUGAAUCUAAAGUGAACCUAAUCGAUUUGACGAACGAAUCGUCGAAUGACGAAUUUAACGCAUUAGCGACAGAAAAUACUCAGUUAAAGGAUAAGUUGAAAAAACUGGAAAGCCUCGUUCUAAAGUACAAGGAGUCCUUGAAGCGUAACAAGGAGAAUUUUACGGAGGUGAUGAAGGAGAAGACUACUCUGGAGAACGAUUACGAGGCACUAAAGAAUUCUACUGCUGAGAGGAUAAGCGCGACGGAGGGUGAAUUGAGUGCGGCGCGUAUCGAGAUUGAAAAGCUGACCGAACAAAUAGACACUUUGCACAAACGCGAGGAGGAAUCGGCGAUUUCGUUAGCCGAGAAUAAACUUUCCGUGCACCGGGAACUCGAAGGGAAAGAGGAACAGAUCAAGCAACUGCGAAUCGACCUGAAACACGCGAUAGAAGAUAAAGAGAGUUUGAACGAGGCAGUGGCGAGGUACAAGACCGAAUUGAGCGAACUCAAAUCCCUGCGUGCUGAUUCGGGUACAGCUGUGGAUAAAGGCGUGACAGCUCACGACACAUCGAAAGACAAGAUUGAAGCAACGAAAGCUACACAACAAGUGAGGACAAAACAUCGCGAGGAAGUCGAUCGCAGUGAAGAGGCGAGAACAGAGGACGAGAAUAUGUUAGACCAACUAACGCUUCGUUUGAAGGAUAAGGAAGUCGAGUUGCAGGAACUGCAGCAUAAAUUGGACGAAAUGGAGAAACAAAAUGUGGAAUAUAGACACGACAGGGAAACGUUGCAGAGCGAACUACUUGCUUGCAAAGUCACACAUUCGGAUCUGAAAAAGGAGUACGACGCACACAGAAUUAUCGCGGAGGAAAAACGGAAAGACGCCGACUCGUCGAUUGAGAAGCUCCAGGCGACCGUACAAAGCGUCGACAAGGAAUUGGAGAACAUGAGAAACGCAUUGAUCGACAGGGAUCAGGUGUGCGAGAAUUAUAAUAAAAAGGUGCAGCAGUACACAUCCAUGCUCGAAAAAGCCAGGCAUAAAUUGACCGAGCAGGAGGCAGAGAUCAAAUUUCUAAAUGAUAAAUUGGGUGAACUUUCUGGGACGCGAGAAGAAUUGGAGACUAAAAAGACCGAAUUAAGCGCAGUACAAAGAGAGUUCGAGCUUUGCAAAUCUACGAUCGACGACCUUAAAAAUAAGAUCCAGGCAGACAGUUCGGUUAUAAGUUUAUUGAAGAAAGAAAGGAGCGAUUUGAUGAAUCGUCUUAUUUAUUAUAACGAUUGUACACGGCGUUUAAAGCAGGACUGUACAGACGUGAAGAGUGUCAUUGCAGAGGAGUUCUCAAAUCAGAAAGCCAAAAUGUCAGACGUAAACGCGACUCUUGCCGUAUCUUUAGCAAAGCUCGAAAAAGAGAACGCGACACUCAAGUCCGAAGUGGAUGGAUUGCAUUCGAGGAUAAAGGAUUUAGAGCAGCUUACGCUCAAAGAGGCGGAAUCGCAAUCGGAAUUGGCGCAAGUUGCGAGUCACAAAUCCGCAUUAGAAGCGCAAUUGAGAGAGAGUAACGAACGAUUGAAAGAGAUGAUGCUGAAGAGUAACCAAUACGACGAGCUCAAUACGACGAAUAACAAAUUGAUAGCUGAGAUCGAUAAUCUCAAUUUUAAAAUUCACGAUUUGGAAGCGGCGGCGCAUAAUUUAACCCAGUCGCAACAGGAGGUCAAGGCUCUGCGAGAACGGCUGAGGACGUUAGAGAAUCUCGAGUCCGCAAAUCACGCGUUGUCCGUCGAGAUCGAUGACUUAAGGGAGAAACACGCGCAGGCCAGUCAUGCCUUUAAGGAGAUAGAAAAAUUGAGCAUGCAGUUACGCGAGGCAAACACAGUCAUUGACUCGCUAAAAUCAGUGAGCAGCAAUCGGGAUGAGCUGCGAGAAGAACUGCACGCCUUGAGAUCAGAAAUUGCUCGCUUAAAGAGCAAUCUGACUGAAAAGGAGAACGAGAUAAAGACUCGCGAUGAGAAGCUGGCGAGCGAGGAGGAACAUGUCGCGCAUUUAAAAUCUACAUGCGACAGUCAUAUACAGACAAUCGAGGAACACGUGAGGAAGUAUUUAAAUCUGGAGGCGGAGUAUCAAGCGACGAGGGAGAAUCACGCGAAGGAAACGGCGGAAUUGAUGGAGAAUAACAAAGUGUUGCAGGAAACGGUGAAUGUAAAGCUCGUGCAAUUGAAGAAGAUGAAGACUAUCAAAGAGCGGCAAAGCAAAACGAUCGAGGAAACGAAAGCCGAGCUUGACGAAGCGAAGGCUCGGCAGGCGGAAUUGUCCGGCAUGCUGGAGACCUCCGAGAAGCAGAUAGAAUCGUUGAAAUCGGAAAAUUCUCAGCUCGCGACGAUCACCUUGGAGAACAAAGAUCUAAAGGACAAGCAUAACGAUCUCUUGAGCCGUAACCAGAAGCUUUGCGAAAACAACGAGACUCUAAAGCAGAAAGUCGCAGAGUACGAGAAGGAUACCGAAGAAUUCCGAAUAGCAGUCAAGGGUUACGUGGAAUCGUACAACUCUGAAGUGAACAGUCAGACUGUUAAAUGCGUAAACCACGAAAUGCUAAAGUUGAACGUGCAGUUCGAUAAUUUAAUGAAACUUAAAGACGGACAAUUGAAUUCAUUAAAUGAGAGAUUGGCAUUGAGCCAAAAAGAAUUGCAAGAAAUUAAAAAGAAGCUCGAUGAGCGGGAUACCGAGUUGAAUGCAGUUGUGACGAACGGCAACGUUGUGAAGGGGGAGAACGAGCGACUUUGCGCGGAGUUAAAAUCGCUGAGGGAAGCAGUCGAAAGUAUUCAAGAUGAGAAUGCGAAGCUGAAAUUGGAGCUCGGCAAUUUAAUCCAAAAGAAUUCGGAUGUAAAAGCGAUACGUUCGGAGAACGACGCGCUGAUUGCCGAACGGAAAGCUUUAAGUGAUAGAAUUGCCGAGUUGGAAAGUGUAAAUUCCCGUAGCACAGAGUUGCAAAUGCAUGUAAAUAAUUUACAGUCUAAGGUAUCUAGUUUAGAAGCCCUACGAGUGGAAAACGGUAGGCUGCAGUCGGAGAUCGACACUUUGCAGUCCGCGAAGAGUUCGUCAACGGAGUUGGGCGCCUUGAAAGAUUUACUGACCACGAAGGACGCGGAGAUAAGAUUAUUGGAGGACAAAAUAUCCAACAUGUCGCAAGAGAUUGGGAAUUUAAGACGAUUCUCGCACGAAAUCGACGAAAGGAAGAAGGGCGCGGACACGCUAAGAAAUUCGCUCGCACUAUCGGAAGAAAAGAUCGCUAGCCUGCAGUCGGAGAUCAAUUCACUCGUUCAGACGAACGAUGAAUUGCGAAAGGAACUGGAAACCGUCCGCAACAACGCGAAGGGUCGGGUUGACAGCGACAAGUUGCGCGAGGAGAAUAAGAGAUUAGAGGCACAGCUCGACGAGACUUUGAUUACAUUCCAAGCGAAGGAAACGCAGAUGCAACUGGCGAACAACGAACUGAGGUCGCAAACCAAUCAAUUGAGAGAUCAGCUGAAGACCAGCGAGGAGGAACAAGGAAUGAGGCUGAAGCAGCUGGUCAAAGAAUUCCAAGCUCAAUUGCACGACAAGGAAGAAGAACUCCAAGCCGCGUUGGAGAAACGUUUUGAUCGCCAACACAAUUACGAGUCAAAUAUUGUGCAGCAGUACAAGGAACAACUGAAAGAUUGUCAAAUAGAACUGUCAGAGAAGUCCGAGCAGCUCGAAAGUCUCGUUCUUGAGAAAAGAGACGAGGUAGCGGAGAAAGGAAAGGAUAUCGAUCGCUUAGUGGAAACAAUCGCGCAGAUUAAAAAAGAACACGAAGAUGACGUAAAAGAGUUGGAAAAAAAGUGGAAGACCGUAGUACAGCAAAAAAUCGACAAUCUGCAAGCUAAGCACGAGGAGGAAUUGAAUGAGCUGACAAAAGAGUGGCAGAACGAAAGAAAGCCUGAUGCACAAACUGAUGCAGCUUCCAAGGAAUUAGAGAGCACUUCACGCGUGGCGAUGGCCGCGAUACAAACGAGCACAGGCUCGAUUCACACUCUACAGCAGACUUUGGCGUCUCAGAGGCGAGAACUCUCCGAACUCAGAAAGUUGGUGAACUUGCGACACGACACGUUGGAAGAUUCGACGGAGAUCGAAUAUCUCAGAAACAUUCUAUUCGAAUACAUGAUGGGAAGAGAGACGAUGGUACUCGCCAGAGUGAUCGCCGCCGUUGUCAAAUUCGAUCAAGAACAGACCACGAAAAUACUUAAGAAGGAGGAAGACAAGCUAACUCUGCUUGGCUCGCUUGGUCUCUCGUAGUCUGAAAUGUACAACUUUUCUGUAUAGAAGAAUUCUAUAGGCAAUUUUAUGCGUUUCUCUGCCAGACUACCUUACGUUUCUAGGCCGCUCGCGUCCGAGCUUGUAUAUCUUCGGUUACAUAUAUAAUGAAGAAUCCAAGAAUUUGUACAAAUUAGCUAAAAUAUGUAAUAUUUGCAGAUUUUUAUAAAUAUUAAUUUAACAGAAUGUUAUGGUAUGUGAUAAGGAUUAUAAUAUAGAAAUAUAUAUAUAUAUAUAUAUAAUGUAUAAUAGAUAAUGUAUAAAAUGUAUUCUUACCUGUGAUCUUUGUCGCGUAAAAGAUAACCACGUAUGAUGAACACGUGUUGGAAAUAUGUAUCUUUGACGAUAAACGCUUUUUGCAUGACAACGUUUCGCGAGUACAACAAUUAGUCUAAGGACUAAUGUGCAUAUAUAUAAUUGUAAUUAAUAAUAUAUAUUGCUAACGAA
Messenger RNA from Solenopsis invicta (red fire ant), 5872 nucleotides. RefSeq names its product golgin subfamily A member 4. The coding region runs from base 362 to 5407 and encodes 1681 amino acids. The transcript has 8 exons. Gene Ontology annotation, cellular component: Golgi apparatus. Gene Ontology annotation, molecular function: small GTPase binding. Gene Ontology annotation, biological process: Golgi vesicle transport. The record is from RefSeq and is a predicted model, not a curated record. NCBI's taxonomy places the organism in Eukaryota, Metazoa, Arthropoda, Insecta, Hymenoptera, Formicidae.